AUGAUCACAAUCAAUGUGUUCAUUCUCAACAUGGUGAUGAAUGCUUAUGUUCAAUUAGGGAAACUAGAGAAUGCAAUCCAAGUGUUCGAUGAAAUGCAAGGAAUGGGAAUGAACCCUUUUGUCUCAUCCUACAAUACAUUGAUCACUGCAUACAUCAACCAAGGCCUUUUAACAACUGCAAUCAAUUUGAAACUUACAAUGGAUAAGAAUGGAAUAAGCCCAAAUGCCAUAACUUACAACACAAUAAUCCAUGGAUUCUGUAAAGAAGAGAAACUACAUGAUGCUUUUAAAGUUUUCCAUGAAAUGAAAAGGGAAAAUGUGAAUCCUAAUACUGUAACUUACAACACAUUAAGCACUGCAUGUUCCCAAUCAGGUUAA
Messenger RNA from Lactuca virosa, 378 nucleotides. The record is from the annotation of a GenBank genome assembly. NCBI's taxonomy places the organism in Eukaryota, Viridiplantae, Streptophyta, Magnoliopsida, Asterales, Asteraceae.